Molecule: messenger RNA, 2212 nt
Organism: Lentinula edodes (shiitake mushroom)
Lineage: Eukaryota; Fungi; Basidiomycota; Agaricomycetes; Agaricales; Omphalotaceae
Product: Alpha/Beta hydrolase protein
Exons: 16
Coding region: 153-1760 (535 amino acids)
Source: RefSeq, a predicted model, not a curated record
GCCUCGGAACUCCCCUCGGCAAGGCACCUUACAAGAUAAGAUGUGGCAAUGCCGCUGGGAUGCUCGUUAAUUUUGAUGGUUAUAUAAAAGAAGUUGUCAAUGUCGGAAUUUUGGAUUUCUUUUCCUCAGCCUGACCCUUCCUAGUUUCUCAAAUGAGGAAAGUUGCUUGGACGUUGAUAUAUUUUGCAUCCGCGGUGGUGUCGUUCUCGACCUGCAUGGAUCCUCGUACAAUCCCAGACGCACCUGUCAUUGAUUUAGGAUAUGCUCAAUAUCGAGGCGUUUUCGAUUUAGUCAAUAAUAUCACCAGUUAUUUAGGCAUACGAUAUGCGGCCCCACCUAUAGAUAAUCUGCGUUGGCGGGCCCCUCAACCUCCAGCUGAUAAUAGCAGCACUGUACAGUUGGCCAACACUCAACCUUUACCCUGUUUCCAAGCCGGUGUUGGACUAGCUCCUAAUUCUCUCGAGGUCCUCGAAAGGAGAGCCACUAUUGGAGAUCCCAUCGAAGAUUGUUUGUUCUUGAAUGUCUACUUUCCUGGAGAUACUAUUCCAGCUAAUCCUCUUCCAACUUUGGUCUGGAUUCAUGGUGGAGGCUACGUCAUGGGUGGCGCAGAUGAAUAUCCAGGCUCCGACCUCAUGCGUGAAGCCAACAACGGGAUAGUUUUGGUUAUCAUACAAUACAGACUAGGAAUAUUCGGCUUCCUAGCAGGGUCCAAAGUCAAGGAGAAUGGGGAUCUCAACGCUGGUUUACUUGAUCAGAAUUUUGCAUUACGAUGGGUACAGACUCAUAUCUCACAAUUCGGUGGGGAUCCUUCAAAAGUUACCAUUUGGGGAGAAUCUGCAGGCGCUGGGUCUGUAGUACAGCACAUUGUGGCUCAGGAUGGUCAAACAUCCCCGCAGUUAUUCCGGGGAGCCAUUACAAGUUCGACAUUCCUACCUUCCCAAUAUGCAUAUAAUGAUACCAUUCCGGAGUUACUUUAUUCUAAAGUUGUUUCCCAGACUGAGUGUUCCUCUGCAGAUGAUUCUUUAACGUGCCUGAGGGCAGUAGAUGCCGCCACCCUUGAAACUUUAAACAACAAUAUCAUUGCAGGCGGGUUUUAUGGCACUUUCCUUUUCGUACCAGUCGUAGAUGGGACGUUCAUCAUGCAGCGUCCCACAGAAGCCUUAGCACAGGGAAAAGUCAAUGGGAAAGCACUUCUUUCUAUUACCAAUGCAAACGAAGGCACCAUUUUUGUGAAUCAGAUAGACCCAAUCACGAACGUCUCAUUGUACAGUAGCAUGCUCUUCCCUAAUUUUGAGUCACAGCAAGCCGAUGACACUGCUGAACUAUAUGCAAAUUUGGGCUCACCUCUUGAACAGGACGAUCUCAUCAUGGGCGAAUCUAUCUUCAUUUGCCCUACGUAUUAUUUGUUGAAUGCGUUCCCGAACAGUGGAUGGAAGGGAGAGUUUGUGAUCCCACCUGCAACACAUGGAGCCGACGUGGUGUACUAUUAUACAAGUAUCGGAGUUCCAGAUUUCCCCAACCCAGACUUCCUCGCGGCUUUCCAGGGAGCCUUUAUGUCAUUUGUGGUCUCGCAGGACCCAAAUGACAAAAUCUAUACAACGAUUACUCCUUCUUGGAACCUCUACUCCAAAGGCAAUACAGAGAUGAUCUUCAACCGAACUGUUGAUUACCAGCCUGAUAUUCAUGUCAACAGCACAGACAAUGGUCUACUUGAACGUUGCAAUUUCUGGAAUAGUGUUGGGGCAUUGACUGGUCAAUAAAUAGCAUGGUGAAGACUGUCUCGUAGCCUCUGACAGCCUCUUUCGGCAAACUUGAAAUGAAGAACCUCUGUCACAAUUGCUUUGACCGGAGAAUCGUUGUUCUUGGGGAUCUGGACCUUCAAAUCCCGGCAACAAACUCGAGCCAGCAGUUUCAGUGAAAAAGUGAUUUUGCACAUCACGUCUCAGCAAUGGUGACUGAUUUGAGCAACUUGCCAACCCGUCCGAAAGCCGCACUGCCGGAUAUGAGCAUACUCAUGUAAACGUACCGCUUACUUACAUGCAUACAGUCACACUUGUGACAUCACACUAUAUAGGCCUUCUCUCCACUUAGAUACGACUAGAGCUCUUACCACCAUCUCAUCUUUGGCUUAGACUACUCUCGAGUGUAUCUCUCUUUCUCUUUCCUCUCUUCACCAAUCAUAUUUGGUUCAUAGUAUUUGAUCCUCGUGUGA